Molecule: messenger RNA, 6388 nt
Organism: Parus major (Great Tit)
Lineage: Eukaryota; Metazoa; Chordata; Aves; Passeriformes; Paridae
Gene: SIVA1
Product: SIVA1 apoptosis inducing factor
Exons: 4
Coding region: 228-734 (168 amino acids)
Biological process (GO): extrinsic apoptotic signaling pathway
Molecular function (GO): CD27 receptor binding
Source: RefSeq, a predicted model, not a curated record
GCGGUGGCAGCGGGCGGGGCGGCGGGGCCGGGCCGGCGCCUCUGCCGACCCCGCUGGGCUCUCGGGACGAGGCGGAAAGAGAAAUUUUCCGUUGCGGACGAAGCUUUCGCUUUCCUGUGGGAAGAAUGGAGCAGCCGCGGUUCCCGAGCGGCCGGGCCGGGAUGUGAGGGAGGCGGCGGCGCGGCCGUGACGCGGCGCGGGGCGGGGCGGGCGCGGUCGGUCCGGCCAUGCCGAAGCGCUCCUGCCCCUUCGGGGACGCGGCCCCGCUCCAGCUGAAGACCCGUGUGGGGCUGCGGGAGCUGAGCCGCGGCGUGCGGGGCGAGGAGUACCGGCGGGAGGUCUUCGAGAGGACCCGGCGGCUGCUCUUCAGGGGUGCCCAGGCGUACAUGGAGGGCGCGGCGGCCGCCGCCCGUCCGGCGGAGCCGGGGCCGGCCGGGAAGGCGCUGGGCGAGGGGCCCCGCUGGAGCGGGCAGCUCCUCAUCGGCCACGACGGGAAACUGCGGCGGCGGCCCGCGGACAGGGUUCCGCCGCUGGGAGCAUCCAGAGCCUGCUCGUCGUGUGUGAGAGCGGCCGAUGUGAAGGACGCGUGUGCUCAGUGUGACCGCUUCGUCUGCCAGAACUGCAGCAGGCUCUGCAGCUGCUGUAACACGGUUACCUGCUCUUUGUGCUCCACUGUUGAUUGUGAUAUGCCUGUCUGGAAGGGACCAUUCUGUGCUCUUACCUGUUCUUCCUGAUGUGACACAGAAUUCAGAAUAUUCUCUCCUCGCAUUGGUCAUGUUAGGACACUUUUGUGGGAUCAGAAUAUAAAUCAAAAGGUUUGUCCUUCUGUGCUUUCAGGUGAGUGUGAAUCCAUUCUGGACACACAACAUUUUCUUUGUGAGCUAACUAGGAAAAUCAGCCAGGCCUGAAGGCUUUUCCAAAUAAGAGAAUUUGCUGAUUCUGGUUAAUUUUUUUUUUUUUUAAACUAUCACAAACAUCUUGUGCUUACUGACAGCUUGAAUGGUUUUAAUCUGUCUAUGGUAACUUUGACAGAAAGAGCAAUAGCACACCAAGCUUGGAGCAGAAGAGUUGUUCUCAUUAGUAAAUUUUCCAGUACCUUCACUGAAAGGUCUUUCUUGGAAAGCAAUUUAUCUGUAUGAGUUGAUCACCUACACUGUAAACUUCAUAUUGUCCUGAAUAUCCACUCAGAAACAGCUCAUGAAGUGGUCUGAAAAAUGGUCAGCACUCUGGGGUACCUCUCCAUAAACCAGCUCAUUCCCCAUUUUCUUUUCAAAUCACUGCAGAAGCUUAGUAUUGCUGUAAGAGUGAAGUAAAGUACUACUGGACAGCCCCUCAAAGUAGUUUUCUUGUACUGGUUUUGCUGUGUUUCAUAAAAAAAAGACUUUUCAUCUGGCAAACCAUCUAUGCCUAGAAGAAAACUACAGUGGUCUUUACCUCAGUAAAAUGCUGAUUUGAAUGGCUGAUUUCAGACUGUAGGAUAAAAGGAAUAGAUUCGACACACACAAGAAAAGAAAUCGUUGUGGCACAGCUAAUGGUCUAUUUUUCAAAUUCUUUGCCCUGAAUUCCUGAAGCAAAACCUGCCACUCAUGCUUCUCAGUCUUCUCAACUGUAAUUAGUAUGUUUUGGGUGGAGUAACCUUGUUUUACCUGUUUCCCUCCACUUCAGCCAUUUCUGUUUGAAGAGGUAGAAAGGCCAUUGUAGUGCAAUUUGAGAGCCUGACUUUUCCCUCAUGGGGACACCUUUAUUUGACAUUCUCUUGAAGGCAUUCUGGGUCUUUGCCCAUCAGAAUACUGCAGCUACCCAAAGUGAAUGGUAAAUUCUUUAGCAAACCUUCUUUAGAGGGUUACUGUUGUUGGAGAGCAGCUCUUCACAGCUGCAUUGGCAUGACUUUGGUUGUAUCAGCCACAGUGAGGUGCAGGAUGACUUCCUCUCUUGCCUGUGUACCACUUUCUGUAACUACACAGACACACUUUAAAAGCAUUUGUGCCCUUUAGGGUUUCCUGAGGAGUGUCACUUCACUCUCAGCCAUCUGUGCCAGCUUAGACUGACCAUCUGUGCCAGCCUAGACAUGCUGAUGGAUUGGUUAGUUUUCCUGUUCUGCAUAUUUUGGAGCCAAUUAAAAUGGGAGAUUUUACUAGUUCUUACUCCAGUCUUCUUUUUGAGUAACUGUGAAAUGUGUCUUAUCUUCAUUCCCCUAACAAACAAACAAAAAAAUCUCAAGUCAGGUGACUUAGUAGUGAAAGAGUUAGUUGGAAUGUGCAGGAAUUCCACAUCAUUAUCUAUCUUUUCAAAGCUCUAAUAGAUGAAAUUAGGAUGGUGGCAGUUCUCUGGUGUGCAAUUCCCAGCUGGUACCACAGGGCAGAUAAAAAUGUUGCUCCUGUGGCAGUCAUUGUAAAUCACAAAGCUGAGUUUUAUGGAUAGGAGGAACCUAUGGUUUACUACAUUUAGAUGUUAGUUUUAGGAAAGAGUUUUAAAACUUGGCUUUGUUUCAUUUGAAGCUUUAAGCAGUGAACUAAAGCAUUUUUCUGUUAAGCAUAUUUUUCAAAAUGAAACCUUUAAGUAUGUGUCUGCUUUUUCUUACUCUCUCUCCUGAGGAUGAGAGACUGAAAAUAAUGUUUUGCUUCUAGGCUCUGGGAGAGAUGAGACGUGUUGUUUACAAAUGAUUUGUGUUUCAAACUAGUGAUAGAAAUGUUUUUUUGGCUCAUUUAGUCACUGCUGUAUUUCAUAGAAAGCUGUCCUCUGUAAACAAUGACAUGGAUUUCAUGGCUUAAUGUUCUUAUUUGUUAUCCUGUAGCUGCUUGAAAGCUGGUUGUGCAUUGGGAUAGAUACUUAAUGCAGCAUGGAGAGCUGGGAGAGGAAAAGCAGGAGAGCUGGAAGAAGGGAGGAGAAGGGCAGGAGGAGCACAGAACAGCAUGGCCAACUCUUGCAUAGGGGUGGUGCUUCAUACAUGUAAGAAACGGAGUUUAGUGGUUACCACAUCUGCUUCUCUGGCUUUAGAAGGUGAGAAAACUGCCUGUAUCUACCAAAAGACUCAAAACAUUAUUUAGGAAAGUUCUUUUUCUAGCCCUGCAGUUCUCAGAUAAACAGUGUGAGGUAAGACUGGAGAAUGUUUGUAAAUCUUUAUAACGUCUACAGAAGAAAAGAACCUGUGUGAAGGGAAAAAUCUUUGGGUGAGAGGUACAAAGAUUUUUCUCUUUGCCUAAUUAACCCCUCCUCCCAAGAGCUUGUCUGUUGCCACUUAUUGUUGAGCUGUAAUAGAGUUACAAUGCAACACGUAGGGUACCCCUAGGACUGUAAAGAAACACCAGAGAAAUUGUCUGGUUUAUCAACUGAGCAGGAAAUUGGGUCUAAUACUGUGCUUUUUUAUUGUUAUCAUAUGUUCUUCCCCUCCUACUCAGUGCAAAGUGUCAAAAGUCUAAGUUUGCCUGCUGUUCCAAGGGAAGGCAAUCCCCUGAGGAGCCAGUGUAUUGAUGGGUAAAAAUAUCCUGCAGUAAUGAUUUUACAGAUGGAUGAGAAACUUCUGAGGCCUGUAUAUCAUUACUGGUGACACAUGUCUCAAAGAGCAGACCUUUAUGUCUAAAAGGAAGUCAGCUGAUCUGAUCAGGAUAAAACAAUUUCUUUUAAGACUAAUAACUGAGUAAAUUCUAGAAAUGUGUGGUUUCAUAGACACCAGAUAUUUAAGGACAGUCUAAGGUGGUAAAUGACUGCAGUAGCUUCCAGUGUCUCCAGACUGUAUUAGAACAAACCCACAGCAUUGUAAAAAAGCUCACUGAAAACAACAAAUACACUUGGGUUGUCUCCUUGAAUAGCAUUUCUCCUGUGCACAUAGUAAUUCCCAAAUAUUUUGCAGUUCAGUUUGGAAGUCUGCUUCUUUCCAAGAGAAAAGUGAGCCAUCCUACAGGUGAUCCAGACAACAUGAAAAUUAAAAAUAAAUAAAUGUUAGCUCUUCAUUCUGUGAUUGAUGUGUCUUUUGUUUAAGACAGCCAGCACCUCAGCCUCUUCCCCUCCUUUUUGUUUUAGUGUCCUGCAUACAUGGGCCCUGACUUGUAGCCAGUUCAUAGGCUUUUUUGGGUAUUCCUUUCUGAACAGGUGUAAGUAGAUGCAGUAGUAUUUUAUCUCAGGACAGGGUAUAAACCCCAGAUAAUGCUGGUGACAGUGAAAGAUAACGUCCUUUUUUUCCUUACAAAUAUGGAUAAGACAUUUAUGCUUUGCUUCUGUGCUGUAUUUGCUGCCAUCAGCUGUGGCACUCAGAACUGGCAGAAAUAUGCAAAGGGGUUGAAUCUUUUCAAUCUUACCUUGAAGAAGUGCAGCCAACAAGUAGAAAUGGAAACAGUGUCUUUGUCACCAGGUUUGUUGGGCUUGUUUUCUUUUGAAAACACUCUGGUCUCUGGCUGGAUUGGUUAGACAACAGCAAAUGCCAGCACCAUGCAAGGAAUAAAUACUUCCCUCUUUCACCAUGCUUCCUACUAGUCAUUGCAUGAUGGUUUUGUGUUUUGACAGGAUCAAACUGGAUUAAAAAAUUGAAUCCCAGAAAAUCUUGCCUGUCAUUAAGUUCCCAGGUGUGGAGUAUGUGUACAAACUUGCAUCUGCUGCUGCACUGUAACUUUUGGUUAGGUGUGAUACUGUUUCAUCAUGGCAAAUUCUGCAACUAAAAGCUCUUUGUGCUGCCUUUACUGCCCAUCUGGAUUCCAGGAGUGCUGACUACCUGGCCAUGAAGCCCUCUGUGCUUGGAGAAGCUCCAGCUGGGAUAAAGUGUGACAGUAUCUCCACAGCUUGGUCUGUGUCUGUCCUCUGCUCCUUGCAGUGCUUUACAGUCCUUUGUCAGACUGAUCUUGGAUCCCAGGCUACUGCAGGAACAUGUGGGGUUGUCCAAGCAGAGGGAGGAAAACCUCAGCCCACCCAACAGCAGCACUCAGACACGUGCAGAACAAAACUGCCAGGGCAGCACAGGGACUCCAGAGCCCAACCUUGCAGCACAACCUCGGAUCUGGCAGCUUGGAAAUGGAGAGGGAUGUGGGGGCUCUUCCCAGGGAGCAUCCUUCUCCCAGCAGGCUUUUAAAUGAGGACAGGUAAGGCUGAGAAACAGCCUUACAGGGUACACCUGUACCCCUGUGUUCAGGUACCUGGUGCUCUUUCCUCCACUCUCUUUAGGGCUUUUCACUUUUUAGAAAGAGAAGGCAGCAAAGCUUUGAACAUUGUUUUUAAUGAGGCAAAUUGGUUAACCUAUUAAAAGUAGCCAAGAGGCCUCAGAAAAUGUUAAGGAUUCUUUAAGAAAUAAGUAGGAUAUAUGUAAUUUAAAGACAAAUACUUCUUGUGGGUAGAAAGUUUCUUAUUUAAAUUAUUUUUUACUUUAGAUUAUUAAAAUUGCAAUAGGGUGAAAGUGAUCACACAAUCUGUUGUAUAUUUUAAUGACUAAUACACAUGCACACAAAUAUAAUCUUUCUUUAUAUAGACAUUUUAUAAUGAAAGAUAAUUGAAAUACCAUACCUUUUACAGUUGAUUGCAUUUUGAACUGCUACAAUUGUAAUACAAGCGUUAACAUUUGCUGGUGGUGUGUAUUCUGUGCUUUUGUUAUUUUGUUUUCUUCCUCUGGGAAAGAGCACAGCUGGAAUCAAAUUAUUAUGUCUUACACUUUUAAUAAAAGUUUUUAGUUCUCAUGGUUGUGAUUUGCAUUAAAACUGUGUGAUAGAUAUUAAGUUACUUAUCUCUUGCAGAGCUUAUUAUUGCUUGAACAUUUUGUGGUUAUAAGAUUUACUUUAAAUUUUAGGAUUUAUUUAAUUGUAUUUUCUUACAUUGUUGUGCUCAAGUGUAAUAUUUUAAAUCAUGAUCCCCUUCUCACUCAAUUGUUCUGUAAGAUGCAGAUGUUUUUCUGUUUCUUCUUUCCCUGACAAAGACCCAGAUUUUGAGGGCAGGUGUCCCCUUGCUAACCUGCACAGCCGUGUCAGAACCCCCGUGGUGUCACCAGGUACUGUCCUGAUCUGUUCUGUACGAUUUUACUUCAACUUGCACUGAAUUCCAGCAGCUGCCAGCGGCUCCUUGUGCAGAAGUGCUCUUUAAUCUGAUUAGAGGUUUUAGAUAAAACAUAAUCCCUCCUCCAGCCUUCGCUGCAGAAGUUUCGUCUUCAAGCCACAGGGUGGCAGCGCGAUGUUGUGUUUACAUCUAUUGUUACCCAAAUUCUUGUUUUUUAUCUCAAGUCCUCACUGCUCAAUUGAUGCUGUAAUAAUUCGACUGCUGAUUUGGGAAGGAAGUGUGUUUUAAAAUAUUCCUUUCAUAAAUCUGUACGUAAAAUGUUCCCAAAACAGAUUUUUUUUUUUUUAAUCCCAGAUAUUUUGUACCAUUCAUAAAAUAUGGCCUGAAAUUCAGAACAGACCAUUUUGCUGCCUGCAAA